Molecule: messenger RNA, 4130 nt
Organism: Diorhabda sublineata
Lineage: Eukaryota; Metazoa; Arthropoda; Insecta; Coleoptera; Chrysomelidae
Gene: timeout
Product: protein timeless homolog
Exons: 4
Coding region: 612-4064 (1150 amino acids)
Biological process (GO): DNA replication checkpoint signaling; replication fork arrest; DNA repair
Cellular component (GO): replication fork protection complex
Molecular function (GO): DNA binding
Source: RefSeq, a predicted model, not a curated record
AACGCUUCGUUAAGGAAUAACGAUCAAACGUCAUUCUCGUACCGCCAACGCCAAACUAACCUUGUCAUCGUUUUCCAUAAUUUAUAAAUUAUCUCUCUGGGUGGUUUUUGAAUACAACUGCAACGUAUACUAUUAACAAGUAAAUCAAAGAAGUAAGAAAUAUGAAAAGUAGAAAAAGUAAAGUGCACCAUCAACUGUUUGGACACUUGUUUGGAAAUUAUUAGAAAAUAAGUCAAGAAAUAAAUUUAUGCCACUAAGGAUAGUAUUAUACUGUCAAGCUCAGAAAAUCCUUAAAAAGAUUGCAUACAGAAAACAUACUUCAAUUAAGAUUAAGAAUUUUUGCAAGUUUUAAGAAUUAAUGCAAGUUUAUCCACAUCGUUAAGAAAUUAGUCAGAGUGUUUGUCUCCAUUGUAUGAAGUUCAGAAAAGCAACAGUAAAUGGAUCUCGACAUGUCGUCUCAUGUCCGCUCAAGACUGUACAAAAAGACAAGCACUCUAGACGAACCAUUCAAGACAAGUUAUCAUCUUUGAACGCGAUCAAGAAAUCUUAAAGGGUUGUUAUAACAUUGAUAAACAUUAUUUUUGAUAGUUUCAAUUCUAAAUAUUGAAACGAUGUCAUCUUUAUUAUCUGCAGAAAUAUCAGCCACAUGCAAUGCAUUGGGCUACUUCGAUGAAAAAACAAAUAAGUAUUAUGCAGACUCCAAUACACUUGAAACUGUCAAAGAUAUAAUUCGUUAUUUAAGACGUGAUGACGAAUUGCAUUCCAUUCGAAGGCAACUCGGCGAUACGAAAGUGUUAAUAACGGAUCUUUUGCCGUUAUUGAAACAUUAUCACGAAGAGAAUGAUUUAUUCGAUGUUUUGCUUCGUCUUAUUAUGAAUUUAACUACUCCCCCACUAUUGUUAUUCAAUUUUGAAAUACCUACAGAUAAAGUUGUUAGGAACUAUUACUUAGAAAUGGAAGACCAUUUGAAGUUUUACAAAGAAGCGUUUGUUGAUGAAGCAAUAUGGGCUGUUUUUAGUACACAUUUGAGUAAAGUUCUGGAAGUAGAUAAUUCAGAACGAGCUGAAGAAAACAGUGUGAAAAUAGAAAGAAUUUUGGUUUUAAUGAGAAAUGUUCUAUUCGUUUCUGAUGAUUCCAUAGAUAAAAGGCCUGACAACGACGCCAGUCUACAUGAUCAAGUUUUGUGGGCGCUUCAUCACUCUGGGCUAUUGGAUAUUAUCUUAUAUAUAACCACAAACCCUGCAGAACAGGGAUAUUUUGUCUAUAUAUUAGAAAUUUUGUUUUUCAUGUUAAGAAAUCAACAACCCAAUGAGCUGGCAAAUGCUGCUUUACAAAGGAGUCAAAGGGAAAAAAUCAGAGAUGAAGCAGAACUAGUAAAUAUAAGACACUCCGAAUUGAACAUUAAACACAAGAAAACAAAGAUUUACACUGGUACAAGACAUUCCAGGUUUGGUGGAACCUUUGUUGUACAAUCCAUGAAAAGUAUCAACGAUAAUAAUUUGUUGAUUUCUCAUAAACCCCUCAAUAAAUUAGAUUCUAUAAAUUUUGAUGCCGAUAAAAAAUUGCAAAAGACUGCUAGAAAUCGAACACCACUACUAAGCAACCAAGUAGACCGUAGGUCCGCAUUCACCAUUCGAUUAUUUUUGAAAGAAUUUUGUAUUGAAUUUUUAAAUGGAGCAUAUAAUAACGUAAUGCAGUAUAUCAAAGGUUUAAUAGCUAGACAUUCUGGAGACAAUCAAGAUGAGUCUUAUUAUUUAUGGGCCCUUGGUUUUUUUAUGUCUUUUAAUAGACAUUAUAAGUUUGAAGUAAAAUUAAUCAGUGAAACUUUAUCAGUGCAAACUUUUCAUUUCGUUCAACAACAGUGUGAAAAUUAUUUGGAUUUAAUGAAAACCGAUAAAAAAAAGGUUUUAAUCUGGUCAAAACGGCUACACACAGCGUUAUUAAGCUAUAAAGAAUUGUUGCUGACUCUUUUUGUGAUGGAUAAAUCAAAAGAUGAAGUUGUAACUCAGUCUUCCAAAGUAAUAAAAAGCAACAUUUUUUACUUACCAGAAUACAGAGAAUUCAUAAUAACAUUGUUAAUAAUGUAUGAUGAAUUACAAAUGACUGAUCUCUACUUGAAAGAUUUAAUGGAAACCCAACAUUUAUUUUUAAAAAUGUUUGAGGUGUAUUGCAAAACUGAAGGUACAAUUAUUGUGAAGAAAAAAUCUAAGUCGAAAAUGAAAAAUAAGACUGGAUAUAAAGUUAGAGUAAUAGAUUUGAACCUGGACGAUAUGUGGGAUGAAGCAAGUCCUCAAAUAUCCGCAAUUUUAGAAUCUGGGGGGGAAUUUUUAACGGAUGUUCCAUUUGAUGCAGCUUCCGAUGUACCACUGGAUCAACAAAAGAUCGUUGCCAUGGAAAAAAUUCAACACAAGCUAAGAAAUUCAGAAUAUGAAAGUGCUAUAGGAAUAAUGAGGGCCGCUAGAGAAGUGUGGCCUGAAAAUAAUUCAUUUGGGAAUGAUAAUUUGUCUUCUGAAGAAGAAUUUCUUUGUAUAAGAGAAAUUUUUUAUGCAGAUUUAGGAAAAAAUAAAGUGGAAAAUACAGAACCGAUCGAAGAAGAUGAGUAUGACGAAUACGAUGAUGAAGAAGUAGAUCAAGAUUACAGACAACAAGAAAUCAGUUUGGAUUUUAAAGAUUUUGUUAAGAGGUUGGUACAUCCAAAAAUUGUUAGAGUUUGUGCUCUGGCAUUAAAAAAUUUUGAUACAAACUCGAUAAAUACAAAUCAUUCUGUUUUGAAAUUAAUGCAUAGAAUUGCUUUUGACUGCAAAUAUUAUGUAAUGAUGUUCCAACUCAGUUUAUUUAGAACUUUUCAAAGGAUGUUCACUGUUAAAGACUUGCCGCAAUAUAACGAGCUUAUCAAAUUUGCUAGAUAUAUAUUGAGAAACUUUUUCAAAUUCGCACAAACCAAUCCAAAAGUUUUCAUAGAAAUUUUAUUUUGGACAUCCAGAAAAGAAGCAUUUGAAAUUGAACAUGGAGAUAUGCCCAACGAUAAAGUUACUGUCAAGAAAUGGUCGGAAGAAGAGGAAAAUGAAUUGCGUACAUUGUUUGAAGAGCACAAUAGUAAACAAAUUAAGGAAGAUAUCGUUGAUUGGAUCUUAAGUAAUCUUGUGAAACAAACUAGAACAAGACGAAUGGUAUUGGGAAAACUAAGAGAACUUGACUUAAUAGAUGAUUAUAAAAAAGGUAGAAUAUCGCGAUCCACCAAUUCUCAGUACUGGUCCGCAGAUGAGGAAAUUCGAUUAAGAGAAUUGUAUUCAGAGUUUAAAAAUUCUCCAGACUUACUUAAUAGCAUAAUGAAUGGAUUGAUCACUCCCAAACCAAAAAACAAGGUUAUUGAAAAAAUGUUAUCAUUACACUUAAUACAAGAUAAAAAUGAACUAACGAAAAAUAAACCAUUGAGAAAGAAAGGAAAAAAGAACACUGACUUUGAAUCUGAUACCAAUAGUUUAUCUAUUCCCACUAAACAUAGAAAUACUCCAAAUCAGAAAAAUUUGACAAUUGCUAUUGCUACUAAAAAUGAUAUAAUGGAGAUACUUCUGGAAAAUAUAAAUGCAGGCAAUAAGGAACCAGUUGAUUGGUUAAAUGAAAGUAUUUUUGAUGUUAUAGAAGAUUUUGAGGAAAAUCAUGGAGGAAUUCCAUUAGUACCGCUUUCGAAUAUGGUUGAGAAUGCUAUGGAAAAUGAUACUUUCCAAAAGCUGUUAUCAUCACUAGGAUUCGCAAAACCAGUCGAUGAACAAGAAACUUAUUGGCGAAUACCUGGUUAUAUCACUCUAGAUACUUUGAAAAUGUUUCAUGAUCUAAUAACAAAGGCAUUAGAAAAUAAUUUAACUUGUGAUGCAGGAACUAAAAUUGACAUAGACGUUUCUAAUACAGGUUUAAGUUUAAGUGAGAAUCAAACUGAGGUAUUGAACCACGACAGUGAUAAAGGCGAUCAAUUAAAAGAGCAAGCUACAAAAAGAAGUAGGUCAUCAUCUGCGGAGAUUGAAAGCCCUCCGAACAAACGACGUAAAAGUAAAAACGAGAACUGAAGAGAUAUGCAUGAAAGAUGUAGUAUUCCUUGUAUGAAUGAUAAUAGUAAAUUUAUUUUAAUUUUA